Odobenus rosmarus divergens (Pacific walrus) is the source of this 2049-nucleotide messenger RNA. RefSeq names its product transducin-like enhancer of split 6 (E(sp1) homolog, Drosophila) (gene TLE6). The record is from RefSeq and is a predicted model, not a curated record. Lineage: Eukaryota; Metazoa; Chordata; Mammalia; Carnivora; Odobenidae. The coding region runs from base 293 to 2011 and encodes 572 amino acids. Gene Ontology annotation, molecular function: protein binding; transcription corepressor activity. Gene Ontology annotation, biological process: negative regulation of canonical Wnt signaling pathway; regulation of DNA-templated transcription. The transcript is spliced from 11 exons. Gene Ontology annotation, cellular component: transcription regulator complex; nucleus.
AACCAACUGAGCCCCUCAGGCGCCUGUGGCUCUAGUUUUCAAACCUCCUAAGAAAAGCAACUGGGAGGGGAACCCAGAUUGGACCCUACUUUCUACCACUUGAUGCUGAUGAUCAGCCCUCAGGGUUGGGCUGCGGAGUUCUGGGUACGAAGAACUUGCUUUACGCUCUGUGUAGUGGGGAGGGCUCUGCAUAUCACGAAUCCACCCCAAAACCUUCAAAGCAGGCUGUGUAUCCCCAUUUCACAGACUGGGAAGCCGGCUUGCGGGAGGAGGUCUGCACCCAGGCUGUCUGAUGACAAAGGCUGAGCUGGGAUGUGUCCUCUCCUCCCCGCCCCCGCCCUCCCCGUCUAGGCAGAGAACUUCCUGCGGACCAUGGAGACCUGGAGCCGACCGCUGGGCUUCCAGCCUGGGGAGGUGGGUGCCUGGGCCCUGGAGGAGGGAGGGGACCAGCUCAGAGCUGCCCCUCACACCCCUGGGCUUUGCAGUACAGACGAGCCUGGGCACCUCUGGGGAGCAGGCCGACCUGGACUCCUGGGGGUGCCGACCAGCCCUGAGGCUUCCCCGCACCCAGUGGCCGAGACCCCCACAGCCCCCCGGGUUCCAGGGGCCACCCUUCGAAGAUGUCCUGGCUGCAAGGUCCUCAGACUGGCUCCGGCAGCCCUGCGGAACCGAUGCCGCCCCCAUCUGCCAGCCGGACACACAGCCCACCUGGGACUCUGAGCCCCGGUUUUGGCAGGAUGUUCUGACCGAGCAACUCUGGCAGAUCUUUGCGGGGACCCACAAGAAGGACCGGCUGCGACGCAGGAUGACAGAGCAGACGCCAGGCCUGGAGAGCCAGGACCCAGGACCACACGACUUGGGACUGGAACCAAGCAAAAACACUUUGGUGCCCAGCCGACCCGCGCCCUCCCCCAGCUCCCCCGAGGGCUCCCAAGAAGGGAGCGCAGAGCCAGGCCCGGACGCAGAGGGGAUGCUCUCCCCCGAUGUGGCCCAGGAACCUGCUGGGAGAGCCUAUCCGUUCCUGAAGCCCAUAUGCUGGGACCCUGAGGACUUCGAAGACAUGUGCAAGAGACCAGAUGCCUUGCCCUGGCAAUCCAAGAAGGCAGCCAUCCCACAUGGAGUGGAGAAGGUGCGGACGCUAAAGCAUGGGGAGCCGGUGCUGGCCACGGCCGUCAGCAGCUUCACGCGACACGCGUUCACCUGUGGCCGGGGCGGCGUCAAAGUGUGGAGCCUGGUGGGCCAGGGGCUAGAGGACCAGUAUCCUGAGAGCCACCUGCGUGUACAGACCCACCAGGCCUACCUGCGCACCUGCCUGCUGGCCCCGACCAGCACAGCCCUGCUGACGGGCGGCCACAACCUGGCCAGUGUGAGCGUGUGGGACCUGACUGCGCCCUCCCUACGUGUGAGCGACGAGCUGCCCUGUGCAGGCCUCACCUGCCAGGCCCUGGCCUUCGGCCCCGAGGACACCCUGGCCUUCGCUGGCUUCACGGACGGCACAGUCAGGAUCUGGGACCUGCGGGACCGGAGCGUUGUCAGGGACCUGCAGGGUGCCCCAAAUGGAGCCAAGAGCAUUGCUAUCAAAGACCAGAACAUCUGGACGGGAGGCCUGGACACCUACCUGCGGUGCUGGGACCUGAGGACCCCCGGGGAGCCCCUGGAAUACCAAUUCGAGUCUCAGAUAAUGAGCCUGUCCCCCAGUCCCCGGGAGGAUUGGGUUCUGGUGGGCACAGCCAAUGGCCAACAGUGGCUGCAGCCCACCCGAGGGGGCCAGAAGCACAUGGUGGGGUGUAAGGACAGCACCAUCCUGGGUCUCAAGUUCUCUCCGCUCGGCCAGUGGUGGGUGAGCGUUGGGAUGGACGACCUGGUCAGCAUCUACGGCAUGCCCGCGGGGACCAUGGUGUUCCAGGUACCUGAGACCUCUCCCAUCCUGUGCUGUGAUGUGUCCCCCAACAACCGCCUGGUCAUCACAGGGUCCAAGGACCACGCCUCCGUGUACCAGAUCACCUACUGAGGGGCUUGGCAUGGUCGUCCUGACUCAGGAUCAUUUUU